Molecule: messenger RNA, 3196 nt
Organism: Gossypium raimondii (Peruvian cotton)
Lineage: Eukaryota; Viridiplantae; Streptophyta; Magnoliopsida; Malvales; Malvaceae
Product: probable LRR receptor-like serine/threonine-protein kinase At2g16250
Biological process (GO): protein phosphorylation
Molecular function (GO): protein kinase activity; ATP binding; protein binding
Source: RefSeq, a predicted model, not a curated record
CGUUGAGAAUGUUGGGGUGAUUAGGGGUAGUGUCAAUGAGCCAUGGUGGAUCAGCGUAGCAUAAGAGUGGCUUUGUUAUAUCUCUUGUUGUUGCUGUUAUUUGAGUCUACAUUUGAGCAACAAGUGCAGCAGCAGCGGCUGAGUUCAGGCGUCGAGUUUACAGCUUUGUUUGAACUCAGAUCCUCUUUGGGGCUCAGAAGCAGAGAUUGGCCUAGAAAAGUUGAUCCUUGUUCGAGUUGGAACGGUAUAAGAUGCGAAAAUGGUAGUGUUAUUGGGAUUAACAUUUCUGGGUUUAGAAGAACAAGGGUGGGUAAACAAAACCCACAGUUUGCUGUCAAUUCUCUUGUAAAUUUCACACAUUUGGUGUCUUUUAAUGCCUCAAGGUUCAUGCUCCCUGGUUCUAUCCCUGAUUGGUUUGGUCAAAGGCUGUCCUCACUGCAAGUGUUGGAUCUCAGGUCUUGUAAUGUCACUGGUGUUUUACCUUCGAGUAUGGGCAAUUUGACAAACUUAACUAGUUUAUAUUUGUCGGAUAAUAGGCUCACUGGCCAAAUUCCAUCCACUCUGGGUCAAUUGUUAAGCCUUUUAGUUCUUGAUCUUUCCAAGAAUUCGCUUACUGGAUCUAUUCCAUCAUCAUUUGGUUCACUAAGGAAUUUAACAAGUCUUGACAUUUCUUCCAACAGUUUAAGGGGGUCAAUUCCCCCUGGCCUUGGGGCCCUUUCCAAGCUUCAAACUCUGAAUCUCUCAGUCAAUGGUCUAACGUCUUCGAUACCUUCACAGCUUGGCGACCUUGAUAGCUUGGUGGACCUUGAUCUCAGCAGCAAUGGUUUGUCAGGGUCGGUUCCACAAGAUCUUAGAAGGCUAAGGAAUUUGCAGAGAAUAAUUUUGGGGAACAAUGGUCUUAGUGGGUCCCUUCCGGUCAAUUUGUUCCCUGCACCAAGUCAGUUGCAUGUUGUUGUUCUGAGAAACAAUAGGUUCAUUGGUAACCUUCCUCAAGUAUUAUGGUCAAUUCCUGGGUUGAACCUGCUUGAUAUCUCUGACAAUAAUUUCACUGGGGAGCUGCCUACUGCUUUGGAUAAUAAUGCCAUUGCUGCGGUUCUUGACAUGUCUCGGAACAAGUUUUAUGGAGGUCUAACAACUGUUCUCAGAAGGUUCAGUUCUACUAAUUUGUCUGGAAACUAUUUUGAAGGCAGGGUUCCAGAUUACAUGCUUGACAAUGCCUCUCUUACUAGUAACUGUCUCCAAAAUGUGUCAAACCAGAGGACUUUAAUUGAGUGUGUAUCAUUUUAUGCUGAGAAGGGCCUGAGCUUUGAUAAUUUUGGGCGCCCAAAUGCCACAGUACCUGCUGCAGCUGAAAGUGGGAGCAACAACAGAAGGGUAAUUAUAUUGGCUGCUGUAUUGGGUGGAGCUGGGCUUAUUGUGCUAUUAUUGUUGUUGCUUUUACUGGUUCUAUUAUGUGUUCGUAGACGGAACACAGCGAAUCAUAGAGGGAUUGGUGUGGAACCAGUUCCAACUGGAGGAACACCUCCUUCACCAGGAUUAGCCAUUAACUUCUCGAGUCUAGGUGAUCUGUUUACGUAUCAACAACUUCUUCAAGCCACUGGUGAUUUUAGUGAUGCAAACCUCAUCAAGCAUGGUCAUUCUGGUGAUCUCUUCCGGGGUGUUUUAGAAGACGGGCUUCCUGUUGUCAUCAAAAGGAUCGAUUUGCAUUCGAUUAAAAAGGAAGCAUACCUUUUGGAAUUGGAUUUCUUUAGUAAGGUUUCGUACACAAGAGUAGUUACUUUAUUGGGGCACUGCUUAGAGAAAGAAGAUGAAAAGUUGUUGGUUUAUAAAUAUAUGCCGAAUGGAGACUUGUCAAGUUCCUUGUACAGGAAAAACAAUUUGGAAGAUGAUAGUUUACAGUCAUUAGAUUGGAUAACUAGAUUGAAAAUAGCGAUAGGAGUUGCUGAAGGUCUAUCUUAUCUGCAUCAUGAAUGUACACCGCCCCUCGUCCACAGAGAUAUUCAAGCUAGCAGUAUACUUCUUGAUGAUAAAUUUGAAGUGCGACUAGGGAGCCUGAGUGAGGUCUGCGCUCAAGAAAGUGAUGGUCAUCAAAAUAGAAUUUCAAGGUUACUGCGGUUGCCACAGUCAUCAGAACAAGGUUCUUCUGGUUCAUCUACAGCGUUAUGUUCCUAUGAUGUUUACUGCUUUGGGAAGGUUUUACUCGGGUUGGUAACCGGUAAGCUGGACAUGAGUGCUUCAAGUGAUACCCAGAUGAAGGAAUGGUUAGAACAGACACUGCCAUGUAUCAGUAUAUAUGAUAAGGAACUUGUGACAAAAAUUUUGGAUCCGUCUCUUCUUGUGGAUGAGGAUCUUUUGGAGGAAGUUUGGGCCAUGGCUAUUGUAGCCAGGUCCUGUCUCAAUCCUAAAGCUUCUAGGCGGCCCCCAAUGAGAUAUAUUCUAAAAGCAUUGGAAAAUCCUUUGAGGGUGGUAAGGGAAGAUAAUUCAAGCUCAGCAAGGCUUAGAGCAACAUCUUCAAGAGGAUCUUGGAAUGCUGCUCUUUUUGGGAGCUGGCGUCAAAGCUCGUCUGAUGUCACCAUUAUUCCGGCAGCCUCAACAACUAAAGCUGAAGGUGGAAGUAGUUUCAAACAACCUGUCAUUCCAGAAGGCUCCGCUAUUAGAGCUGAAGGUGGAAGUAGUUUCAAACAUUCAGGAACAACGGGUUCACGGGGCAGUGCUCAAAAAGAUGGAGGUGACAAUUCAUCCUCCUGGAGACGACAUUCUAAGGAGAUAUUCCCGGAACUUAUAGAAAGACUGGAUGAGAACUAGCAUAGAAACUAAUUUGUUCUUCAUUAUUUCCCAAUAAGAUAUCAGGUUUCCCAUUUGAGUGCCUGCCGGUUGCCACCUGAUGAAGCUCUUAUUAGUUUAUUGGGAUGAUAUUUGGCAUCGAGCCGGGAAGGAUUCGAGAUGCACAUACAUUCUUGACAACCAGAAAAGGGUGCUAAUCUAUUGACAAUCCCAUCCAUCAUGCAUAUUUGUUUUGAGAGCUUGUUAUUUUAGAACAAGCUGCAAUUUUUUUUUAAUCUGUAAUUGAUCUUUGUUUUUGAGCCUUUUGUGCAAUGCAAAGUAAAUUGUAAUUGUCGAAGAUUCCUUCAUUCACACCAGAAAGACAUGAAAAUCCAGAUAGAAAUGAAAUUAUACAGAUUGAUUUGUUGUUUUA